Messenger RNA from Triticum aestivum (bread wheat), 933 nucleotides. RefSeq lists its product as uncharacterized. Bases 202 to 585 code for a protein of 127 amino acids. The record is from RefSeq and is a predicted model, not a curated record. The transcript is spliced from 2 exons. NCBI's taxonomy places the organism in Eukaryota, Viridiplantae, Streptophyta, Magnoliopsida, Poales, Poaceae.
CCACAACACUAUCCACAACACGCACACACAGGCCGUACCCUUUGCCUGUAGCAACGAUUACGAGUCGAACGACUAGUCUAGACUAGUCGCUCGACUAGUCUAUGAGUCGCAAAGUGGCUGUCGACUCAGUUUCUCGUGUAGACUACUUAGACGAGUCGAGCCAGUCAUCGACUAGUCGACGACUAGUCUGGACUAGUCGACAUGUUCGAGUCGAACGACUCAAAAAACUGGGGGAGUAUAAAUAGGUGGCUCAUCCCCGUGAGACUAGACCUAAUUCUUUCUUUCCUCUCCUCACCCUCCUCACGCCGCCGGCUGCUGGACGCGCCCGUCAAGCCCUCCUCGCGCCGCCGGCCGCUGGACGCGCGCCGCCGCGGAUCUGGAGCUCCACCGUCGCCGGCCCCUCGUGCUCUUCUCCUGCUCCUUCGUCUCGCGCCCCUCCUCGCGCCGCCGGCCCCUCGUGCUCUUCUCCUGCUCCUUCGUCUCGCGCCCCUCCUCGCACCGCCGGCCCCUCGUGCUCUUCUCCUCUUCAAGCAGGUCCUGAGGUCUGAGCUACAAUGUCUACAACACCAGAGAUAUGUCAAGUAGUGUGUUCAGCAGCUGCUGCAGCUCAAGCCGAUGAGCAUUACGAUCCAUCGAAGGAUCCUGCAAGGAAGCCACGUAGGAGCAAGGACCCAGCAUGGAAAUAUUCCUUUUGGCCUGAUCUGCAGGACAAAUUGACACUCCAGUGUGUUUUGUGUGGCAAAAACAUCACUUCUGGAGUGCUAAGGAUGAAGAAGCACCUUGGUGGGGGUUACACAGAGGUGAAAAUGUGUCUAAAAGCAACCGAUGAGAUCAGGAAAGAGAUGCAUUUGUACAUGAAGACCAACUCAACCAAGUUCAAAGCCAUGCAACUUGAUGGGGAUGAAGUUGAAGCAACUGAUGGAGAUGGAGGAG